Molecule: messenger RNA, 1113 nt
Organism: Orbicella faveolata
Lineage: Eukaryota; Metazoa; Cnidaria; Anthozoa; Scleractinia; Merulinidae
Product: TNF receptor-associated factor 4-like
Biological process (GO): protein ubiquitination
Molecular function (GO): ubiquitin-protein transferase activity; zinc ion binding
Source: RefSeq, a predicted model, not a curated record
AUGAACACGCAAGCUCACACAACUCCAGCUGCUUCCGUGCGAGUGUACACGUCUCCACCCAAGAACACGCAAGUUUACACGCUUCCUGCUGUUUCCACACAAGCUUACACAUUUCCAGCUGUGUCCACGCGAGCUUAUGCAUCUCCAGCCCUAUCCACGCAAGCCCCCACGCUUCCAGCCGUGUUCGCGCCUCCACCUGCAUCAAUGCAAGUUUACACGCGCCCAGUCGUGUCAACCCAGCCGACAGCGUUUCCUGCGACAUUCCUGUAUGUUGGUGUAUCCCAAGCCACGUCCACGCAAGCUUCCUUGGUUUCAUCCUCCUCCUUGCAAGUUCCUAGAUUGCCAGAGACGUCUUCGCGCGUAUCUUCAUUUCCAGUUGGUCCUCCAAUGUCUUCGGCUCCGGCUGAUACAGCUGACCUUACCGGUAUGCGUGUUGCACAUAGUCAUGAUUCUGUGGUUCCUUAUCUCCUGGCCACCGGUUUAAGUGCUGCAGUUCAAAGUGAUAAUCAUACUGCCGUCCCUAGUGUUGUAGCCCCUUCACAGCGCCUUUUGCCUACUCCACAGCCUGUCGGCGGAAACCUUCUUGCUAUGAUCACUUGUACCAUGGAGAAAAUGAAUGCUGAUCAUGGUCUACCGGCUCUGCAAGUUGUCAACAAGGAGUUGAUGAAUGAGCCUGUCUCGUUGUCCUGUGGACAUAGUGCAUGCAAGGCCUGUUUACUGGAGAGUAUCGCAAAUCAAAGAAAAACCUGUCCCCUYUGCCGUGUGAUUCUUGACGCCUCCAAUUUAAAUCCGAAUAUCGCUGUAAAAGCGAUGAUAUCCAAAAUUAAUGUGCGCUGCACAAAUGGCGGCUGCUCAUGGACUGGGCAGCAUAGCGAUAAAGAAAGGCACUGUGACACCUGCCCGUUUAUGUUAGUGGAGUGCCCAAAUGGUUGUAUCGGGAACCGACAGCGCUCUGCAUUGGACGAGCACCUGGCGGCAUGCCCUUAUGAAAAGGUUUCAUGCAUGUUCUGUAGUGUGGGAGUACCGAGAUUUCAUCUCGACGUUCACGUGGAAAACUGUGCGCAAGGCCCUCUGCUAUGUCCGCUUCAGUGCGGAGAGAGAUUACCGAGGUAA